UGAUCAUAGAGCACACAUCAAAAGCGCACGCGAUCAUCGAGCCGCCGCAUGAGCACCAAGUGGUCGCGCCCGCCGAAUAUGACGAGUUCCCCAGACGGGAAGUGGUCCCGCAAAGCAGACAUAGGAGAAGACGAAUGGCUUGGGAUCACGUGGGCGAUUCGAGUCACGAGUGUGCUGUCGGCGAUAGGGUGCGUCUUCAUCUUGUAUCGAUUCGCCGUUCGACCCAGGACCGAGCGCGACGUGACGACCGUCCUCGUGACUGCGUUGGCGGCGUUUGAACUCAUAAUUGCGAUUGCCAAGUUUCCCGCGCUAAGUUUCAUCGAGUUCAAGCGCGGCCGCGACGCACUGGGCUACUUUCUCGACUCAAGUGGACCAAUGUGCCAGAUCCAAGCGUACUUGUUGGACGUGUUCAUGCUCCAAGCGGUUCUUUGGUAUGGAUGCAUCGCGUUCAACCUGCUUCGUGUCGUCGUCUACCGAGACAGCGAGAAGAAAUUGAUGAGUCGUUUCUGGAAGAUCUUUUUCAGCACGUCCCUCUUCACGGUGCUGUGGGGGCUCUCCGCAGCUCUGCCGAUCUGGCCCGACAAGCACCAACGCCUUGACACGCUCUUCGGAUAUUCCAAGUUCUUUUGCUGGAUCCAAGAGACGCGAUACAUCGUUAUUCGGUUCAUCCCAUUUUUGGUGGCGACGUUGCUCUUCAUCGCCGCCGUCAUGAUCAAGGUUCGCCGGGUCAUCCUUGCGCGCGCGAAGCGAGCCCGCCCUGGCGCCGCCAUCUCGGACGACGCCGUCAACCAGAUCCAGCGACGGCUCAUGUUGUACGUCCUUUCAUUCUUAGUGCUGUACACGCCCAUCGCAGCAUUUCGAAUCAUCGCGGCAGUCCAAAGCAGCGGCACCAACGAUGCCAGGAAUCGAAACAAGAUUGCAGAAGGGAUCAUGCCUGAAUUCGGAAUCGUGGCUCAAGCUAUGGUGAACCUCCAAGGCUUUGUCAAUGCGAUCAUUUAUGGUGGGUUCCUCACUUUCGCGCCCACCACGCAGCGGCGACAGUCCAUGUCGUCGUCGCUUCCUCCGAGCGUGUACUUGGAAGACGCCCGGUCCCAUGCAUCUGGCUACGGCGUUGGCGGAAACGGCGGUGACUCCAUCUCGAUCUUUGCGUCGACGUUCAACAUGGCGGAAGGAGCUGUGCCACCGAACGACCAACUCUCCCAGUGGAUUCCAAAAGGCAAAGACGUCUACGUCAUUGGGGUUCAAGAAUGUCUCGACCUGCGGAGCAUGCGCAAAGCCAUGGCCGCGCACAUCCAGCGCAUCAAUGGCAAGCCCUUUAUCGAGUACGGCCGUGAAAUUGGACGAACAGAAAAGGUGCUCGGGUUCCAUGGAUUCAUUGCGAUCACGGUGUACGUCGCUUCUGCCGACGUCCACGCGGGCCAUUUCUACAUGCAUCUCGAGGGAUCGUCCAAGGUCAACCGUGGAGUCAACUUGAUCGGGCUGGGCCGGGCGUCCAACAAAGGCGCGGUCGGGUUUGCUUUCCGCUACCACAACCUCACGUUUGCCGUGCUCACGUGCCACUUGGCGUCCGAUUCGACGGGCAAGAGCAAAAUCAAAAAGCGCCACCAAGACGGGUCCAACAUCUUGACCAACAUGCACCUCCAGUCGAUCGACAACGAGUUCGACUGCCACCUGAUGGCGCACCACACCAUCUUCAUGGGCGACCUCAACUACCGCCUCACGGCGCUCGACGCGACGCCCGACCACAUCCUCAACUUGAUUGCGUCCGUCGUAAACAACGUCCAGUCGAACGCGUUCUCUCGAGGCGACGCGUUUUCGAGCCAUGCGGUGCUCUCAUCAGGAUCCCCGGCCCCCAUCGCCGGCGACUUUGACGAUGCAUACAUUUUGACGCAAUCCCCAUCGGCUCUUGAAGCCGCACCAAAUCUCCAACGUCUGCACCAGGCCAACCACGUCGUUGCGAUGUCCCCACACUCGUCCAGCACGUCCUCCAUCCCGAAUGUCAACGAAGUGUCAUGGCGAUCCCUCAUGGAACACGACGAGCUCAAGUUGAGCAUGGACGACGGGCAGAUCUUCCACGACUUUGACGAGGCCAUGAUUGCGUUUCCGCCAACGUAUCGCCGCGUAGUCGGCCAACACUUGGACGUCCGCGCGCCCCUGUCGCCGGCCCACCUCGCUAACAACCUGUAUACGACCGACUUGGGCGAAGGAAAGAUUCGCGUGCCGUCCUACACAGAUCGCAUCUUGUUUCACUCGUUGCCUGGCUUGCGCGUACGACGGAGCUUGUCCGUCAUGGGAGACUAACUCGUCGUGCUUGCAGGACCGCCUUGCAUGCAUCUACUACAGCAGCGCCGAGUUUAUUGGGACGUCCGAUCACAAGCCCGUGUCGUGCGCAUUCCAGGUGUAUGUGGACAAGAAGUCCCAGUCCCCGCGCCAUGCCUUGCCGGCAGACGUCGCCACGAGCUGCACCAGUGUGGACAGUUCGACAACAACCCAUGCGACGGUGUAUCUGUCCAACAUGAGUCUUCACUUGGGAUCCGCCCUGGAAAAGUUCAUUGGGUCCGAUGGCGAAGCGAGUGACGUUUGCUCGACGCCUCGAGGCGCUCCUUCCAGGCUGAACGCGUCCAGCGAUGCUUCGGGUUUGUCCACGUCGGCGACGGACACCAUGAUUUCCGGCACCUCGAUCGAUGGGCUGCAUGUCCGGAGUGUGUUUCCUCUGCCGUGCGAGGACGAGUUUGCCGAGGAGCGCAAGCUGGGGGAACUCGCCGAUCAACUCGUGUUCCAGACCAACAAGCACCGCAAGUUCAGGUCCACAACCAAGGUCACAGCGUGGUCCUUGGUGGCCGAGUACGGCCUCAAGCAGUCGGUCGUGCUCGUGCCCCGAAAGGUGCUGCACGUCGCUCUCAACUUUGUCUUGCCGUCCGGCGCGACUGCCGGACAGUGCGUCAUUAGCUUGACCGAAGCCAGCUACCGCAAUGGUCGUUACGUCGACUUUGUCGCGGCGCUCACGAUAGGAGGUCGACGGACUGGCGAGUUAGUCGGAAAAGCUCGCUUGUGUAUACAAUCGCGGUAGCCAUGGGAUUUAUGCCCCAUCCGAAGUAGAGUGUAACGUUGUAGCCGUCUGCAAAGUAUGCUUCGUGCUUGGUG
This is a messenger RNA of Aphanomyces invadans, 3144 nucleotides long. RefSeq lists its product as hypothetical. Lineage: Eukaryota; Oomycota; Saprolegniomycetes; Saprolegniales; Verrucalvaceae. The record is from RefSeq and is a predicted model, not a curated record. The transcript has 10 exons. Gene Ontology annotation, biological process: G protein-coupled receptor signaling pathway; phosphatidylinositol dephosphorylation. Gene Ontology annotation, cellular component: membrane. Bases 49 to 2301 code for a protein of 750 amino acids. Gene Ontology annotation, molecular function: phosphatase activity; G protein-coupled receptor activity.